This is a messenger RNA of Ruditapes philippinarum (Manila clam), 3872 nucleotides long. RefSeq names its product RING finger protein 212B-like. The transcript is spliced from 14 exons. Gene Ontology annotation, molecular function: SUMO transferase activity. The coding region runs from base 77 to 919 and encodes 280 amino acids. The record is from RefSeq and is a predicted model, not a curated record. Gene Ontology annotation, biological process: homologous chromosome pairing at meiosis; reciprocal meiotic recombination; protein sumoylation. NCBI's taxonomy places the organism in Eukaryota, Metazoa, Mollusca, Bivalvia, Venerida, Veneridae. Gene Ontology annotation, cellular component: synaptonemal complex.
GGAUUUUGCCAAGGCUCAGAGGGGAGCUAACUGUGAGCAGACUUUGCAGACGACAUGAAUUUUAGAUAAAAUUGCUAUGACUGUCCUAUCUAAGAGUCAACUUGACAGAUUUCAGUUUUCAUUGGAGACUAUGGGUGAUUGGUUACACUGUAAUACUUGUUAUAAACAGCCUGGGGAUGGCAGAGGAUAUUUUCUCACAAACUGUGGCCAUUUGUACUGUGAAGGGUGUCAAAGUAAAGGUUGGUUGGAAAAUUGUCUUCUGUGUGGAACCAAUAAGCCAUCAGCACUUAAACUGACUUCUAAGCUUACACCACCAGUAGAUUCCUACUUUGCUGAACCAAUCAAAAUGCUGAAGCAAAUCUACUCAGAAAUAAAGCAGGUUCUUGCAACUAUGGAGUUCCAACACCACCAGAGGAAAAGAUAUGUUUCACAGCUACAGAAAAUAGUGUCAAAUCAAAGAGAAAUUGUAGAUAAACAUGAGAGAGAACUGAAGUCCAGGAUAAGGGAAAAGUUUGACAUAAUGGACAGAGAAAACACAAAACUGAAAGAAGAAAACAGUUAUUUGAAGAGGUUGCUAAAUGAUAAGAGUAAUGGGAGUUUAAUGAGGAGUCCUUCAGCAUAUGACAAGAACAGAUAUAACAACUCUCCAGGCCAAAAAGGGUAUGGGUCUCCUUCAGGACUACAUCAGAUUUCACGUAGCUCAAGCACAAGCUCAAUUCACAGGAAAAUAUCUCCUGGUUCAGGGUUGACGAUGGUAACAUCUGGAAGAGUUUCUGUCAGAACACCUCCAAGUGGCGGUAGAAUGGGUGUGAUACCUCAAAGUACUCCAUCCCCAUUGACUUAUACUUCAAAAUGUACCCCAAAGUCAGUUCCACACCCUAUUGGAUUUGAUGUUAACAUGGAAACACCACCAAGGUAGUCAAAUGCUUGCAAGUCAAGGACACGUGACAGAAUUAAGAUGAUAUGUGAAUGCCAUGCAAAGAAUGCAAGCUACAUUGGAUUUCUUAAUCUAACUGAAAAUGCAUAAAAUUAAUGCAAAUGUGUUUUAAAAUAAAUCUAUAAAAUGCUGUAGUAUUUAAUAAGUUUGUAAUUCAUUAAGUUGAAAACUAAAGGUUACUUAAAUGAGUAAUUGAUCACUGUAUGUAAUGUAAAUUCGUAAGUGAAUGUUAUGUAAAUAUCAUAAUGUAAUGUAAAUCCUAUGUACUGUAAAUCAAAUGAACAUUGGAAUGUAAAUAUAUUGCAAUAUUACAAUAAACUGCUCCACAUUUAUCAAUGAUAAGAUACUUAGUCAUGGCGCACCUGCAAAAUGACUAUUUUUCUUUGUAAACAUCCCCUGUGUGGAAGGUAAAGUAUGUUUUUAUUCUAUGAAAUUGUUAAUAAAAUAAAAAAAAAUUUACCUUCAAAACGACACGAAAAAGCCUGAAUGGGAGCAUUUUGUAGGUGCGGGAUGUAGUAGUAUAGUAUGUAGUAUCCUACCUUUGUAUAUGUUAUUAAUGUUGUCAUUGUUUGGUUUCAAUUCAGAACUGUUUUGUUCAGAUGACCAUUGUUAAUUUAUAAAUUUUUAUGUCACUUUUUUUUUUCCAAAACCAGUAGAUUGUAUAAGUGGGCUUUCAAAGCACUUCAGAGCUUGUGUUACCAUAUUUUGCAUACCUGACUUUAUGAAAUAAAUGUUAUUUGACACAUCUUGAUAUGCUUACCUUUAUAAUACACUAGUCCAGCUGUUAUAAAAUUAAGACAUUUGACCAGUGAUGCGUGUUUCUAAUACAAAAUGUGUGUAACAGCAGUCCAAGUAUGUAAUGACAUGUAUAUUUUCUGCGACAUUUGAGUAUCAAUUCUUUCCUUUUAGAAAGUUUAAUGAUAGAUUUCAUGUAUGUUUAAUAGAUUCCAAUACAGAUGUUCUGAAUUCAGUGCAUGUUAUUGUUCUUAAGAUUUAUAUAGUUUUCAAAUGACUAAUGUUUAUAAAUGUUUUAGACUAUUAAUGAAUGUUGCAAAUUUUUCACACUUUCUAGCUAUAUAUUAUCAGACAAAAUCUAAUAUCUGCAUUAAAUGGUAUACUAUUUUCAUAGCCCCACAAAUAAAGCUUAGGGGAUGUAUAUGCAAAUGAGCUUGUUGGUCAGUAAGUUAAGAAUUAUUAUUUCCGGCUUAUGACUCUUCAGUAAGACAACACAUUGUUAUGGUCCUUGGUACACAGAUGUACCUGGGAACAUAAAAUACUGAUUUAGUUUUAAUUUGACUUCAGACAACUAAUUUUUAUCAAAGUGGGGAGCAUAUAGCGUUGCACUUAUCCGUCCGUCUGUCCGUACAUCCCGAAGUCUUGUGACUUCAACUCCUCUUAAACCGGAUGGCAGAUUUUGCUUAAACUUCCAGGGAUGAACAACCUUAAUGUGUAGAUGGUAGUAAAGGAAGGAAUUUUCGCUGCGACCAAAUUUAAUAGAAUUAUGGCCCCUUGUUGAUUUUUUCACUAUAUACUAUGUAGAAAUUUUGUGAACCCAACUCCUCUUAAACCAGAUGGCAGAUUUUGCUUAAACUUCCAGGGAUGAACAACCUUAAUAUGUAGAUGGCAGUAAAGGAAGGAAUUUGCGCUGCGACCAAAUUUAACAGAAUUAUGGCCCUUUGUUGAUUUUUUCACUAUAUACCAUGUAGAAAUUUUGUGAACCCAACUCCUCUUAAACCGGAUGGCAGAUUUUGCUUAAACUUACAGGGAUGAACAACCUUAAUGUGUAGAUGGAAGUAAAGGAAGGAAUUUUUGCUGCGACCAAAUUUAACAGAAUUAUGGCCCUUUGUUGAUUUUUUCACUAUAUACCUAUAUGUUGUCAGUGGGGGCAUCCGUGUCCUUUGGACACAUUUCUAGUUCAUGUAGUUAUGGCCCCUUUUUACACUUUGCGUUUUAACAAAAACAUGAUUUGCAGAUGAUAUAGCUUUAAUGAGGCUAUGGCUUGAAAUGGUAUUUCAAACCAUAAAAUGCAAGUCAAUUUUAAAUUUGGCAGAAAAACAAAAUGCUUGUUUUCAUCCCUGUGCUGAUGCUUUCAAAGUGCUCACCAUUUUGGUUUUAUUAGAGAUUGAAAAGCUUUGAAGUUUGUUUUUUAGUUCUAGUAUAAGAGGAAUAGGAGGACUAGCACCAUUGUUUUACAUAGUUAUGUCCCAUUUACUUUGUUUUCUACUUUUAACAUAAAUAAUAAUAACUCAGAAUCUGACACCAAUCCCAACAUAGAGGUAUAAAAUGAGCUGAAGACUACCACCAGGAAUAGGUAAGACCGACUUAAUGCACGAUAAGUGAUCCAGUCAUUAUUAUAGUCAUUAUUAUAAGAUCCAGUCAUUAUUAAGUGACCAAGUUGUCGAGUAUUGUUCUUCCUUUGCAGCUAAAUAAUACAACAUGUAUAUAAUCUAGUUCUAUAUAUUUCAGGUCAGUUCGGCCUUCCACACCCUAUUGGAUUUGAUGUUAACAUGGAAACACCACCAAGGUAGUCAAAAUGCUUGCAAGUCAAGGACACGUGACAGAAUUAAGAUGAUAAUUAUAAAUGUGAAUGCCAUGCAAAGAAUUCAAGCUACAUUGGAUUUCUUAAUCUAACUGAAAAUGCAUAAAAUUAAUGCAAAGGUGUUUUUAAAAAAAUCUAUAGAAUGCUGUAGUAUUUAAUAAGUUUGUAAUUCAUUAAGUUGAAAACUAAAGGUUACUUAAAUGAGUAAUUGAUCACUGUAUCAUUGUAUGUAAUGUAAAUUCGUUGGUGAAUGUUAUGUAAAUAUCAUAAUGUAAUGUAAAUCCUAUGUACUGUAAAUCAAAUGAACAUGCUGUACAUUGGAAUGUAAAUAUAUUGUAUAUAACUCUGAAUUUUAUGUAAGUUAAUUUCUUAAUUAAAUGUAAUUUAAAACUAAAA